Aricia agestis (brown argus) is the source of this 3012-nucleotide messenger RNA. RefSeq names its product protein artichoke-like. The transcript is spliced from 2 exons. The record is from RefSeq and is a predicted model, not a curated record. Bases 99 to 2789 code for a protein of 896 amino acids. NCBI's taxonomy places the organism in Eukaryota, Metazoa, Arthropoda, Insecta, Lepidoptera, Lycaenidae. Gene Ontology annotation, molecular function: protein binding.
UCAAAGCUAACGGGGUUCAUAUUGUUAUGAUUUUUAAUGUACUGUGUUGGUGUAAGUGAAAAUAACUUGCAUGUGUGUGAACAAAAUAAGUUUUCAAAAUGAAGGGAGUGUUGUUUUAUUUCAUCACUACUGCGGGUUUUCUGAGCGUGUCAUCAGAAACGCGAUGUAGUCUGGAAGACCAAGCAAGCUCCUGUGUGUAUACUGUCGUGUGCGAUGAACAUCCAGGCAGUGUUCAGAACCCAAAUUGCAACGGGAACCCGUACGUCGUUUUCCGAAUGCAGCACUCUUACACCGAUCUGAUGUCGCCCGGUUUUUUCGGAGCAACCAACUUCGACUCGCGAGUACGAGAAUUCGAAGCCACAGGCAACACUUGGACAAGAAUAGACAAAGAAACGUUCCGAUACUACGCCAAAACUCUGAAGAUGAAUCUCACUAGCAACAGCAUAACAUUCAUAAACAACAACGCGUUCCUUAAAUUGAUCAACCUGCUGACUUUAGAUCUAUCGCACAACCAGAUAGAAGAGCUCACAUCCAAAUCGUUAAUAACGUCUGAAACCCUCAAUUCAGAACUCAAGGUUCUCGACAUAUCUCAUAAUAGACUCAGUAGAUUGGCCAAUGAUGUGUUCAACAUGAUGCCAGAGCUGCUCGCUUUGCAACUACAAAAUAAUAAAAUAACUGAACUAUCAGAUGAUAUUUUUACAAAUUUGAAAAAAUUGAGAUUGCUCGAUUUAAGUAACAAUAAACUCUCGUUUUUAAAUAUGACUCUAAUUAAUUUGAAGAAUUUAGAAACACUGUAUAUUACUAAUAAUGAGUUGAAAAUAUUAAACGGCUUUGAACUCAAUCGGUUGUCUGCACUGAAGAAACUUAACUUGUCCAAUAAUUUAAUUGAAUCUGUGGAGUCAAAUUGUUUUACUCAGGCAUUAAAUUUGGAAAUAGUAGAUUUGAGUAAUAAUCGAAUUAAAUCAGCGAUAGAGAGUGUAAUGUUCAUAAAUAAUGUUAAUUUGAGGCAAGUAUUCCUGCAGAACAAUUAUGUAACACAAUUGCAGGAAAAUUCUUUCAAGCAUAACAAUUUGCAAUCUUUUGAUCUUAAAAAUAAUAAUUUAUCAAUUUCAAUUACAGAAUCGACAUUCGCGGGUCUGAAAAAAAUUACCGAAUUAGAUUUAAGCAAGCAGAGUAUAAUAAGCUUAAAAAAUCAUUCGUUUUCUGAUAUGUUGGCUUUGGAGUAUUUAAAUGUAAGUGUAAAUACAAUUGAAGCAGUAGAAGUUUUAGCUUUUGAAAAUGUCAAUAAUAUUAAAUUAUUAGACCUGUCUCAAAACAGGCUUAAAAAUUUAGAUUUUUUGUCAAACACUUUGAAUAACGUUACUAAACUUUAUUUGCAUCAUAAUAGUUUAGACUCCUUAAAAUCUCAUACGUUUAAAAAUCAAGUAGAAUUGCAAAUAUUAGAUAUAUCGUAUAAUAAGAUAAUUCGAAUAGAAGAAUUUUCUUUGCCACUAAAUAAACUCCAAUAUUUAAAUAUCACAAAUAAUAAUUUAGGAGGUCCGAUAGCCAAAAAUGUUUUCAGUCCAGCGAAAUAUUUGAGGUAUCUCGAUUUGAGUUCUCUUAAUUUUACAAGAAUAGAUGAAAGUGCUUUUAUAGAUAUGCCAAAUUUAGCAUGGAUUAAUAUUUCUAGAAAUGUUAUUGGAAACGUUUCUCCUGUAAAUUUUGUAAAUCUUCGCAACAUGUAUAGCUUAGAUCUGUCCGAUAAUGUAUUAAAAGUAUUUAAUAUUAACAGUGAUUUAAAUGAUUUAAAAUCUUUAUACUUAGGUCGUAAUAAGUUAAAUGAUCUUCCUAAUGUGAACACAACAAAUCUAAUAUACUUGGAUCUAUCGUUUAAUAAUAUAUCAAACUUAAUAAAUGACAAACUAUUGAGCAUGAAAAACUUACAAACACUUUAUUUAAGUGACAAUAAAAUUGAGUCAUUUAACAAUAAGUAUACUAAUGCUCUUACAGAUCUGGCUAGCUUAGAGUUAGGUAACAAUUUAAUUUCCAAUCUAAACGCAAGCUAUUAUCCUAAAAUGAUCAAUUUAGAUGUACGAAAUAAUUCUAUAACUACUUUAGAUGGUUCUAAUUUCAGAGCUUUGCCAAGUAUACAAGCUUUGGAUUUAAGUCUCAAUAAAAUAAAAGUGAUCCCUCCAGGAACAUUCCAAUACUUAAAGAAUUUGAAAUUGUUGAAUAUUUCGUCUAAUCUUAUAGCAGAUAUUCGUUACGGUUGUUUCAAGGGUCUCGAUAAUUUAAAAACACUCGACCUAUCCAGAAACAAUUUAGCUAAAAUAGAAUUAGAAGUUUUACAUGAGUGUAACGAACUUCAAAAACUCGUUAUCGAUUUUAAUUUUAUAAAAGAGAUAGAUAUAGACAAACUAAUCAAUGUCGUACCAACGAUGAAACAUUUAAGUUUAGGGGGGAAUUUGCUCGAUUGUAAGGAAGUCGUGAGAAGCGUUAAGGCUUUUAAAGAAAAUCUAGAAGUCACGUCAAUCGAGAAGGUGUACCAUGAAGACAAUGUACAUGGUAUCAAAUGCGGUGAUAAGAAGAAAACUGAAACCAAUGAACUGAAGAGUUCUACGUCAGAUCCGAAUACUGGGAGUGGUAUGGUUUUGACGGUUGUCGGCUCAGUUAUCGCAUUACUGGUUGUGUGUAUCGUGUUUCUGGUUAUUUACAACCGAAAGCUUAAAUUUGAUGUGCGUUCUGGCAACCGACUGAAUGAAUCGAUAAGCUUUAGAGGGUCUUCUAUCCAAAGUGAUUUGCUUUCUUAGAAGCAAUUUUACCAUAAACUUAUGGGAAUUUCAUCAUUGGUACUUUUUGUUUUCAACUUUUGAAACGGAAAACGAGUAACAGGAUUUCGUAUAGUAUUUUUAGCUCAUAAAGUACCAAGAAUUUUAUAGUUUUCCCAUUUUGUAUAGUAUUUUGCUUGUGUUAAUCGAGUAAGUGAAUAUGUACAUAAAUACUUUUGUGAUAUCAAAACGAAAACGAAAAUUG